This is a messenger RNA of Helicoverpa armigera (cotton bollworm), 4375 nucleotides long. RefSeq names its product condensin complex subunit 1 (gene Cap-D2). The transcript is spliced from 21 exons. Gene Ontology annotation, biological process: mitotic chromosome condensation; mitotic cell cycle; meiotic chromosome condensation. Gene Ontology annotation, molecular function: histone binding. NCBI's taxonomy places the organism in Eukaryota, Metazoa, Arthropoda, Insecta, Lepidoptera, Noctuidae. Gene Ontology annotation, cellular component: condensed chromosome, centromeric region; nucleus; condensin complex. The coding region runs from base 124 to 4332 and encodes 1402 amino acids. The record is from RefSeq and is a predicted model, not a curated record.
AAAAAUAAACGUUCCUCAGUGGCGGGCUGAUGGCAUUUUGUUGGAAACUUGUAGAAAUAAAUAUAAACUGUAAACAAAGUUGAAAUAGUAUUUCUAGUGCAUGGGAAUUAACGUGACUUCAAAAUGAGUCACUUUGAAUUUGCUAUACCAGUGCAAAAAGACGAAUUAUUAGAAUCUCACGCAGGACAAUAUCAUGUAGAAGAUGUCGUACAACAACGGGUACUUUUAUCCAAACUGCAAGAGGCCGCACGAGCUUUUAACGCGGAAGGAGUUGAAUUCAUAUUAGAACACUUUGAUACUUACUUCUCAAUCUUAGUUCAUGGUAGCAAACUGGAAUGGAAUGUUAUAAACAAAGGUUUUGAACAUAUAGUCAGAGCAAGCAAAAGUCUCUGUAACCACAUGGAUCUUGUAUUGCAAGAGCCAGAAAUAGACGCAGAUGUUAGAGUAAAGAAUUUGAAUAUUCUCAAAAUGAUGAUGUAUCUGUUCACUCAGAUUAUGAAGACUAAAGACACUAAAUUGGCUGCCGAUAACUCUACGAAGCUAACACUUGGUAAAAAAGGCAAGAAAGCAACCGAUGACGAAGAGUUCUGUGGUUGGACCGAGUCUGAUAAGCAAGCAGCUCUGGUUACACUUAACUUGGUGCUCCAACAACCACUUUCCAAGUUGUGGGACCCUCCAUUGGCUGAGGAUAACUUUGUAUCAAUGGUGGCAGAGCCCUGUUACAAAGCAUUAGAAGAACAAAUAAUAAAGAACAAGUCAGUCAGAGAAACUGUAUUCCAAGUGCUUGGUGUGCUGAUUAAGAAGUACAACCAUGGCACCUCCUGCCUUAUAAAGCUGGUUCAGGUACUACAAAUGGUGGAGCAUGCAGUAUCGCCAAUAUGUGCUGGAGUUGUACAACUAACCAAAGAAUUUGGACUUGGAACAUUUGGACCACAAAUGGUUCGUGAAAUAGCAGAAGCAUUAGCUUCGUCGGACGAUGAGAAUGCCGGCGCGGGCGCCGAGCAGGGAGCCGCCAGGAACUGUGGAGCAUUCCUCCUUGAGCUCACCAAGGAACUUCCCAAGGAGAUGACAAGUGCCAUUGCAACUAUACAACCGUAUUUGGAAAGUGAUGAGUCAUACACCCUUCGCAUCAGCGUGCUUGGUAUGAUGUGUGAAGUACUAAGCGUGGAGCUGACCGGCGAGGGCCUGACGGAUGAGCAGCGCAUACAGCGAGACGACUUCUUAGACGACCUGUAUGAACACAUGCAUGAUCUGUCGGCAUAUGUGCGGCAUAAGGUGCUUCAGUUUUGGUGUCGACUACAAAGAGAGAACUGUGUGCCCGUGAAUAGACAACGCACGGUGCUUGAGCGAGCUAUUGGUCGACUCAAGGAUAAAGCCGCUCUCGUCAGAAAGGCUGCUAUUCAACUGCUUAAGAUAUUCUUGGAAUGCAAUCCAUUUUCCGCACAACUAAAACUGGAAGUACUUGAAGAACAAUUGAAAACUGAGCAAGAAAUAUUAGAUGAUUUGCAAAAGAAGCUAAAUCCGGGACCAGAUCCUGAAUUGGUAAAAAAAUGGGAUAGCAUUGAAAAUGAUGUUGUAAGCGCCAUCAAGAAAGGCAUGGAUGUACUAACACAAGAUGAACCUGAAUUAUCACAGGCGUCUUUAGAAAACUUAUAUGAUGCGAUACGUAAGCAUUUACAUGAUAAGAAUUACUACAAGGCGUAUCUUAUUGUGAAGCAUACUGAGAGACAAUAUCCUGAUGCCAAGUUGCUGAGAUGUGAAAUGGAGAAGAGUGAUCAGAUCGCCUAUUUCGUAGCCCUACUCCGCAAUAUAUUCGUAAUACCAGAGAGAGGUACCACAUCUCUAACACAGCAAUGUGAGCAAGAACUCGCUAUGUACAAGCGUUUAGAAGAAAAAGAGAACAUAGUGGCUUUCUUACAAGAGUCUGUGUAUUUCUGUCGCAUGGUGUCUGAAGCUGUACCACUUAUAAACUCGCUGUUGAUGUCUAAACAAGCCGGGGAUGUCAGUGAAGCUAUAGACUUCUUUACCACGGCCCAUCAUUUUAAUAUAGAGUCGGCUAAAGUUGGAGUCGCUAAUAUGUUGCUGCUUGUUUGGUCGCCGGAUCAGGAUAAGCGCGAGGCAGUAGAGCGCGCAUACCGCGAGAUGUACCUGGAGUGCGAGAACAAGGCGGAGCGGGCGCGGUGCUUCGCCGUCGCCAAGCAGCUCGUGUCGCUUGUGGCACACGUCGACCGCGGCAGUGCACUCGCGCUCGAACAUCUCGUCGAUAAGUGGGUGGAUAAGGGAGAUAUCAGUCCAGCUAUUAUACAGGUCUUUUGGGAGAUGUUUUUAAAAAAGAUCGACGGUACAACAGAUGCGGACAGCUACGCCGCACUAAAUCUUCUAGUGAUGGUCGCCAAAGCCAAACCUUCUGUAGCCUUAGCUAAUCUCGACGUCAUACAAUCCCACGGACUUACUGCAGAUUACAACUCGAGAAACUUGUCCGUGCAACUACUGUUACCAUUAGCGAAAAAGACCCAAAGAUAUCCUGUCGAACAUCCAAUCUUUACGUCACUGUUCGACAGUUUAAUGGAAACUUUCUCCAAGUUGGAUAGAUUCACGGCAUUUGCUGCUAACUCUAUAGAUCUCAUAUACGCAAUUUGUGAUACUCCUGAAAUUGUCAGUGCGAAGAUUUUAGCAGAAAUGUACAAGCAAGUUGAGGAUACCAUAGUGAAAGAUAUUGAUAGUGAAGAGGAAAUUACCCUGCCGACGGAGUUACUAACUCGCUUCGUGUUCGUGUUAGGACAAGUGGCGCUACAGCAGCUCAUAUAUCUUGAUAUCAAUGUGUACAGCGAGCUCAGGAGGAGGAAUCAGGUUCGCGAAGAACGUAAAGUCGAAGAGAAACGUAAGAAGAAAGCGGGUGUGUUCGCGACGCCGGGGAAGCGCGGACGAGUGGACGACCUGCGCCGACAGACGCUCAUGAACGUCAGCAACGCCAGCGCCUCCUCGCGGCAACAGCGCUCCGCUAGCGUAACUUCCAACAAAGGACCAUCGGUGAACACGACGAUGACGGAGGAGGAGGCAGGCCUGGAGGGCGCGGUGGCGGACGACGCGGACGCGGAGUACGUGCGCGGCGUGUGCGAGCGCGACAUUGUCGGCGCGGCCACUGCGCUCGCGCGCUACGUGCCGCUGCUGCGCUGGCUGCUUGCCAACCCUGCUAAGGUCUCGUCGGCUCUGCAGGCCGCCGCCGCUCUUUCAUAUACCAGGUUCAUGCUGGUUUCCAACGCCGUGUGCGAGGAAGGUCUACAGCUGAUGGUGACAGUUCUCAAGAAGUCUAAGAAUGUGUCGUUAAGGACCAACUUAACUAUCGCAUUCGCCGACCUCACGUUGCGGUUCCCUAACCUUACACAACCAUGGACUCAUCAUAUUUAUCAUAUUCUAAGUGACGAAGAGUUAGAAGUACGUCAAUGCGCGGUUAAAAUGCUGUCGUUCUUAGUUCUACACGAGAUGGUGCGAGUGAAGGGACAGAUCGCCGACAUGGCGCUGUGUUGCGCAGACAAAGACGCCCGCGUCGCUUCCAUGACCAAACUGUUCUUCAAAAAUCUGUCGCAGAAAGGCAACGCCUUGUAUAAUGUAAUGCCUGACAUUAUAUCGAGGCUAAGCGACCCUGAUCUAAAUGUACCUGAGGAGCAAUACAGAGUUAUUAUGAAAUACAUAACAUCGCUUAUACAAAAAGACCGCCAAAUGGAGGCUCUAGUAGAAAAGCUAUGCCAAAGAUUCAAGCUGUCUACAGAAGAGAGGCAAUGGCGAGACCUCGCAUACUGCCUGUCACUGUUCACGUACAACGAGAGGUCGCUACGAAAGCUCAUAGAGAACCUCGACUGUUACAAAGAUAAACUACACUGUUCUGGAGUCAUGGAGUCAUUCAACACGCUAAUGAAUAACACGUCGAAAAUGGCUCGUAAUGAAAUUAAGACUUUAGUGACCGAGUUGGGCGACAAGAUAGAAGAAUGCUUUGCGGUGCGUGACGGUGAGGAGGGCAACACUGAAGAGAACAGUGAGGGUGGCGCCGCCAGCGGGUCGCCGCCGCUACGCAGCCAGCCCGUCCGCGCCACGCCGCGCCGCAAGCCCGCGCCACGCCGGAACAGGCGACGCUCUUCUUCUAGCCCAGACGAGAAUGAAACACCCAAUACCCAAGAUACCCCGAGUGUCAGGAAAUCGAGUCGGAGAGCUGCGACAAGGAACAAUAAAACAGCGAACGUGUCAGAUGAUUCAGAUGAAGACUUCCAGAAAAAGGAAGACGAUGAAGUAUUCAAAAAACCAAUAGCAAAGAAAACUACACGUAGAAGAAAAUGAAAUAAGUUAAUCUGUUGAUUGAAUAUAAUAUUAAUUCUCAAAA